GAUACUUGCCAUGAGUUUGGAGCGUAUGUACGAUAUACACACUGUAUGAGUGAAACGUGAUUUACAGGAUUCUUGUGUGCUUUUCUUGUGCAUUUAAACGUGUCUUUUUCUGAAAAACAAGCUUCAUCAUGGCCACAGAAGUUAGCUCAAACACUGCAGCAGGAAAUCCCCAACAGCAGCAGUCAAGUUCUGAGCAACAAGAGCCUCCCAACUUUGACAAAACAGAGAAACUGCCAAAGGAGAAUCAGCAGCUCACAGAAGUAGUGGACAAGCAAACAGCAGCAGUACCAGUCAACGGUGGUCCAGCCCACAAAGAGGAGGCAGAGAAGGAGCAGUCCUCAAGCAGCAAAGGAUUGUCUCGCUUCUUACCUGGCUGGCUCAAGAGACCCAAAUCUCAGAUUUCAGAAGAAGAGUGUGGAAAGGAAACUGGAUUAACUUCUGUGGAGGACAAUGCUAUACAACUACAACAACAACUGGAUUCUGUAGAGCAAAAAGAAGAAAGAGGACAAGGGGCCCCUAUUGCUGAUCAGGAGUUGGAUGAUAAUAUUGAAGAAGAAGCAACUUUAGAUUUACAUUCCCUGAGUAGUGUUGAAACACAGCCAGCACAAGAAGAGAAAGAAGAUCUUCUUCUCGAGAAGGAUUCAUUGAUUAAGGAUGAAGUAAAACUAGAAACUCCUGAAGAGAAAUUUGGUCAAAGUACAGAGCCACAAACCAGCGAAGCUUUGAAACCACUUCCAAAGAUUACCAAAAAAUCCAAAACCAUGCGUUGCAAGGUGACUCUAUUGGAUGAAACUGAAUUUCAGUGUGAUGUUGAGAGACAUUCCAAGGGACAUGAACUCUUUACCAAAGUGUGCCAACAUCUUAACCUUCUGGAGAAGGACUAUUUUGGUCUGGCCAUUUGGGAUUCCACAAAUCAGAGAAGUUGGUUAGAUCUUACCAAAGAAAUUAAGAAGCAGUUACAAGGUGGACCUUGGGAUUUUACAUUCAAUGUGAAGUUUUAUCCACCUGAUCCUGCGCAGUUGACCGAAGAUAUUACGAGAUACUACCUGUGUCUUCAGUUGCGUCAGGAUAUAGUUACUGGAUGUCUGCCAUGUUCAUUUGUUACUCUUGCCCUAUUGGGAUCAUACACUGUUCAAUCAGAGCUGGGUGAAUAUGAUCCAGAGUUACAUGGAACAAAUUACGUUAGUGAAUUUAGGUUGGCCCCAAAUCAAACAAAGGAAUUGGAAGAGAAAAUAAUGGAACUUCAUAAAACACAUAGAGCUAUGACUCCAGCACAAGCUGAUUUGCAAUUCUUGGAGAAUGCAAAGAAACUUUCAAUGUAUGGUGUGGACUUUCAUCCCGCUAAGGACUUAGAAGGAGUGGACAUCAUGCUUGGGGUAUGUUCAGGUGGUCUUCUUGUAUACAAAGACAGGCUCAGGAUCAAUCGUUUUGCCUGGCCGAAAGUUCUUAAGAUCUCAUACAAACGCAGCAGCUUCUUCAUUAAAAUUCGUCCAGGAGAGGAUCAGUGUGAAAGCACUAUUGGAUUCAAGCUGCCCAAUUACCGUGCUGCCAAAAAGUUGUGGAAGGUUUGCGUGGAAAAUCAUACCUUUUUCAGAUUAACAACACCGGAGUCCACAGCGAAGAGCAAAUUCCUGUCCCUGGGUUCCAAAUUCCGUUAUAGUGGUCGAACACAGGUUCAGACCAGAGAAGCAAGUGCUCUAAUUGACAGACCUGCACCACGUUUUGAGCGUACUGCAAGCAAAAGGGCAUCCAGAAGCCUGGAUGGAGCUAAACGUAAGUUUCCAAAAACCUCUGUUGAAUUACCACUGGACGAGGAUCUUGAGCCCAGAUGUAUUGAAGCACCCAGAGAGCAGCCAGCUGCAGUUACUGGGACUCCAGACAGAAGCCCAAGGGCAGUUACUACUUCUGCACCAACCAUAUCUCAAAGUCAUUCAGUGGAAGCUAGUAGCCCACCCACAGCUGAGACGACUGGAGUGACUGAAUCGAAAGCAGUUAAGGAGGAGGUGCAAUUGGAGGUAAAACAAGGAGAGGGUCUCAUUGAGAAGAGAUCAGAACCAGUCCAAGAGGUUAAGCAGGUCAUCACACAGCAGAUUGAAAUCACAUCAUUUCCUGCCACAGCAAAUGAAAAAUCACAGCAAAAGCCUGACGGAGAGGAAGAGGUUGUCCGAAUGCGCAAGAAGAGAUCAAAGAAAGUUGAGGGUGAAAACAUUUAUGUCAGGCAUAGCAAUUUAAUGUUGGAGGAUCUAGACAAAACCCAAGAUGAGAUCAUGAAACAUCAUGCUAGUAUUAGCGAACUAAAGCGCAGCUUUAUGGAGUCUGUACCUGAACCACGCCCUAGUGAAUGGGAUAAACGGCUGUCAGCACACUCACCUUUUAGAACAUUGAACAUCAACGGGCAAGUUCAGUCUGGCGCAGAAGGAGCCAUGGUGGUUUCAGGCCUACGCCCUGAAAAGAAGCUUGGUGGGCCAGAGAAUGUGGAUGACUAUCUGAAAUCAGAACUGGAUGAGCAGUCAGUGUGUGUAAAAGUUGAUCACAAGGCAGAAAUAGAGGCACUGAAGCUGGAAAAUAGCUUCAGCAUGAGUCAAGUGGCCAACCCAAUGGAGCUUCCACAGGGAUGGUACUCUACCCCUUUCUCUGUAAUUAACAGCGAGGAGGAGGAAGGAUUGUACCUUUUUCAGAGCAAGGAGCUGAAGUGGCAAAACAGGUCAGAAAGAGGCCUAAGUAUGCAAGCUGAGGCUUCAGAGGAGAUUACAGCAAAGGCCCUUUUGAGCUCUGCUGCUCCUCAACUAAACUAUCGUCUGAAGGAAGGGGAACAUAAAGACCAAUCUUUAAAGAUAAAUGGCGAUAUAUCUUAUUACCAUGAAUCUCCUCAGCUAAUCCGCUGCUUUCAGCCACCACUUGUAAAGACUCAAACUGUAACCAUCUCUGACAUGCCCAACUCCGAAAACGAGAUUGCAACAAAUGAAGUUCCUGUUGUUCACACUGAAACAAAGACCAUCACGUAUGAAGCAGCGCAGACAGAUGAUGGUAAUGGUGACUGCGAGCCUGGGGUAUUGAUGAGUGCUCAAACUAUCACAUCUGAGACCGUCUCCACCACGACAACCACUCAAAUCACAAAGACUAUUAAGGGAGGAAUUUCAGAAACCAGGAUUGAAAAACGAAUUGUAAUCACAGGAGAUAGUGAUGUCGACCAUGAUCAGGCUUUGGCACAAGCCAUCAAAGAAGCCAAAGAGCAGCAUCCAGAUAUGUCAGUGACAAAGGUAGUGGUCCAUCAAGAAACAGAGGUGGCUGAGGAAUAAGGCCAG
Messenger RNA from Hemiscyllium ocellatum (epaulette shark), 3305 nucleotides. It is a transcript of the gene epb41a, whose product is annotated as erythrocyte membrane protein band 4.1a. The record is from RefSeq and is a predicted model, not a curated record. The transcript has 23 exons. The coding region runs from base 129 to 3299 and encodes 1056 amino acids. Gene Ontology annotation, molecular function: structural molecule activity; actin binding. Gene Ontology annotation, biological process: cortical actin cytoskeleton organization. Gene Ontology annotation, cellular component: plasma membrane; cytoskeleton. Lineage: Eukaryota; Metazoa; Chordata; Chondrichthyes; Orectolobiformes; Hemiscylliidae.